Molecule: messenger RNA, 837 nt
Organism: Rhipicephalus microplus (southern cattle tick)
Lineage: Eukaryota; Metazoa; Arthropoda; Arachnida; Ixodida; Ixodidae
Gene: or
Product: AP-3 complex subunit sigma-2 or
Biological process (GO): Golgi to vacuole transport; intracellular protein transport
Cellular component (GO): membrane coat; AP-3 adaptor complex
Source: RefSeq, a predicted model, not a curated record
GGCUAUGGAUGCGUCUUGCCCUGUCUGCUGCAUGUCGCUCCUUCCUGCAGCUUGUGUCGUGCCCCGCAAAAGACCUUUACUUCAUUAACAAUGCAAAGUUAGGUCGUGCUGAACGACAAUGAUAAAAGCCAUCUUAGUCUUCAAUAACCAUGGAAAGCCGAGGCUUUCGAAGUUUUACCAGUAUUACCCUGAAGAAUCGCAGCAGCAGAUCAUUCGAGAAACAUUCCAGUUAGUCUCUAAAAGAGACGACAAUGUGUGCAACUUCUUGGAGGGUGGAACGCUCAUAGGAGGGUCUGAUUACAAGAUCAUUUACAGACAUUAUGCAACCCUGUAUUUUGUGUUCUGUGUGGACUCGUCAGAAAGCGAGCUUGGUAUCUUGGAUCUGAUUCAGGUGUUCGUAGAAACACUGGACAAGUGCUUUGAGAAUGUGUGUGAAUUGGACCUGAUCUUUCAUGUGGACAAGGUUCACUACAUUCUCAACGAGCUUGUCAUGGGGGGCAUGGUUCUGGAAACGAGCAUGACUGAGAUCAUCACACGGAUUGAAGAUCAGAAUAAGAUUGAGAAACAGGAGGCUGGCCUCUCGGCAGCACCUGCAAGAGCUGUGUCAGCCGUGAAAAACAUGAACCUACCCCAGCAGAUCAAGGACAUCAAGCUACCUGACCUGCCGUCCAUUGGAAAUCUCAAGUUCUAGAUUUAACAACAGGUUACGUUGAAGCAUGGAGGAGACUUUUCUUGCUCUAUGGGGCACCCUGCCACUGCAUUUUGCUCUUACACUGUGACGUCCUAUGUGUUCGUUUUUUCUCUCGUUUUCUGUAAAUAAAGCAUUAGGAAAAGUGC